This is a messenger RNA of Staurois parvus, 496 nucleotides long. The record is from the annotation of a GenBank genome assembly. Lineage: Eukaryota; Metazoa; Chordata; Amphibia; Anura; Ranidae.
UGUUCCUCGGUCCAGUGGUGUCCUCAUCACUGCUGGUUUCACCAGCAGUCUUCUCUCCCCAGCGCCGGCAUCUUUAGUACCCACUCCCCAGUCUCUGGUCAUCUCCUGUACUAUGUCCGCAGUCUCUGGUCAUCCUCUGUACUAUGUCCGCAGUCUCUGAUCAUCUCCUGUACUAUGUCCGCAGUCUCUGGUAAUCUCCUGUAGUUUGUCCGCAGUCUCUGGUCAUCUACUGUAGUACAUCCACAGUCUCUGGUCAUCUCCUGUACUAUGUCCGCAGUCUCUGGUCAUCUCCUGUACUAUGUCCGCAGUCUCUGGUCAUCUCCUGUACUAUGUCCGCAGUCUCUGGUCAUCUCCUGUACUAUGUCCGCAGUCUCUGGUCAUCUCCUGUACUGUGUCUGCAGUCUCUGGUCAUCUCCUGUACUAUGUCUGCAGUCUCUGGUCAUCUCCUGUAGUACGUCCGCAGUCUCUGGUCAACGCCUGUAGUACGUCCGCAGUC